AUGAAGUGUCGUAUGCCACCGUCACGAGGUGGAUUAAGAAGUUUAAAAGCGGUUGUGACUCUAUUAAUGAUGCACCAAAAUUGGGACGUUCUUGUAGUGCUACUUCUAACACUAUGGUUAACAAAAAUGACAAGUGUUACAUUUUCUUCGGAGAAUGUAGCUGGAGACUGCCCUGGUACGUUAUACGGUGAUCCUUCUUCAACAUCUUUUGCGGUAAUAGUAUUACAGGAAUGGUGGGGAGUAACAGAUGAAGUAAAAUCUAAAGCCCAGGAGGUCCAGAAAAGAUGCGCAUGCGUAACUUUCAUUCCCGAUCUUUAUAGGGGAAAAGUGACCAAGGACUACGAAGAAGCUGGGCACUGGAUGGAGGGACUAGAUUGGCAAGGUGCUGUAAAGGACGUCCAAGGAGCCGCAAGGUUUUUGAACUCAAAAGGUUUAAGGAAGGUUGGCGUAACAGGAUUUUGUAUGGGAGGAGCAUUAAGCCUCGCUUCGGCUGCACUGGCGCCCGAGAUAUCUGCGGCUGCUCCAUUUUAUGGUCUGCCGAAGCCGGGGCUCUGUGACCUUUCUAGCAUACGGGUUCCAGUGCAGGCCCAUUUCGGCGAACUUGACACUUUCAAGGGAUUUGCAGCACCUGAAGAUGCAAGAAAUCUCGCGAAGAUGUUGAGUGGGAAAUGUGAUUUUCAGUUGUACAUGUAUCCUGCAGGGCAUGCAUUUUGUGAUCCAAACUGUCACCGAUAUAAUAAAGAACAAACUGAUUUAGCAAUGGAAAGAUUGGCCAAAUUCUUUACUGAGAAAUUAACUUGA
Molecule: messenger RNA, 801 nt
Organism: Mercenaria mercenaria
Lineage: Eukaryota; Metazoa; Mollusca; Bivalvia; Venerida; Veneridae
Product: putative carboxymethylenebutenolidase
Exons: 4
Coding region: 1-801 (266 amino acids)
Molecular function (GO): hydrolase activity
Source: RefSeq, a predicted model, not a curated record